Messenger RNA from Rubroshorea leprosula, 1385 nucleotides. The record is from the annotation of a GenBank genome assembly. NCBI's taxonomy places the organism in Eukaryota, Viridiplantae, Streptophyta, Magnoliopsida, Malvales, Dipterocarpaceae.
AGAAAUCUCACUUACAAAGGAGCAAAAACAGAGAAAGGAGGGAAAAACCCAACAAACACGCACCGGUCAAGUUGGAAACCCCCAAUUGAUCAAUUGGGUUCAAGAAAGAAAACCUGUGAAAACAAAGGAGAAAGAAAGAAGGAAAGAACUCGCGGAAGCUCAAGAUCACACCAAGAAGAAAGAGCUAUGGGAGAAAUCAUUCUUGUGUUCGUUGUAGCUGUUUUGAUGGGAAUGUCAGGCGUGGCAAAGGGGCAAUUCGCACAGACCCACUUCAUUCACAAUGGUUCCAAGGCAUCUGCAAUGUUUGUGUUGGGUGAUUCUUCUGUUGAUUGUGGAGAAAACACUCUGUUUUACCCCUUCCUUCACGAGAAUCUUUCUCUGCUACCUUGCAAUGGGUCCGAUUCUACUCUUCUUCCUUCUCUUCUUGGUACGACUAUCUUUCUUUUCUUGAAACUGUCUGUUCUUCACUUCAGCCAUGAAAGAUUACCUGCAUUCGAUUUGUUUUCUGCGUGUAUUUUUCUUUCAAGAAUCUUUCUCGAGGAGUGAAUGAAUGAUCGUGGGUACCUGCUUCAAUUCAUGAUUUCUCUGUUCUAUGAACUGCGCCUUCGAUAUUUUCUUGGAUGGUAUCUGCUUAACCAUUUCACGAAGUUGAUUUUGAUUUCAGUCCUGUAAUGUCUUCUAUGGAAAAUGCAGCUGAGAAGAUGGGUCUCCCAGACAGCGCACCAUUCUACAGCCAGAAUGGAUCCGUUGAUGGGUUGCUGAAGGGUUUGAAUUACGGCUCAGCAAAAGCAACAAUCAUGAACCCUGGCACCCCCAGCUAUCAGUCCCUUAACCAGCAGAUACGCCAAGUUUUCGAGACAUUCCAGUUGUUGCAGCUACAACUGGGUCAGGAAAAGGCAUACAAUUUCAUUAGAUCCUCCAUAUUCUAUCUCUCAUUUGGCAAAGACGACUAUGUAGAGCUCUUCCUCCGGAAUAAUUCAGAAAUAAUGGUCAAGUACAGUGGCCAGCAAUUUGCUCAGGUUCUAGUUGAUCAAAUGGUAACUGCCAUGAGAGACCUCCAUGAUGCUGAUGUGAGGAAGAUUGUCUUUCUGGGAAUACUGCCCCUCGGAUGCACCCCACGUACAGUGUGGGAGUGGUACAAUCUCACCGCUGGAGGUGACCAGAAUGGUUGUGUAGAGGAGAUCAAUGAAUUGGUUUUGGAAUACAACACAAUGAUGGAGGAGCGCAUUGUUGGGCUGAAUGGAGAGUUACCCGAUGCACAGAUAGUCUUCUGUGAUGUGUACCAAGGAAUCAUGGAGAUCAUGACUAACCCAAGAGUCUAUGGUAUGAACUAGUCCUCAAUUCUACAUUUUGAUUGUUCAAAGAAUCUGCAAAUUUUCAAUCAU